AUGGCUCGACGAACUCGCAUUCCCACGCGGGCGGAGCUGGCUGCCCCUUUCCAGUCAAAGGCCGCAUUUGUCGACUUUGUGAAGGCGCCUGUCGAAAAUGAAGGCCAUGUCACAGUGGGUGACCCGAAAUGGUCUAACAAGGACUUGGAGCCGACGCCCCCGGAGCAUCGUACAUGGACGUGGUUCAACCUUCCCCUUUAUUGGUUCUCCAACCAAUUUAGCUUGACGGGGUGGAACACUGGCUCGUCUCUUGUUGCAGUUGGUCUGACAUGGCAACAAUCCUUCAUCUCGUGUGUUCUGGGCGGCCUCUUGGCUUCCGUUAUCGUUGUUCUGAUGGCGCGUCCUGGCGUAAAGUACCAUAUUGGAUUCCCUGUUCUCUGCCGUUCAAGCAUGGGGAUGUAUGGAUCGUAUUUCUUCAUCUUCAUUCGCGCCAUUGUGUGCAUCAUCUGGUACGGAAUCCAAACGUUUUACGCUGGCUCGAUCCUCUCUGUCAUGCUUCGAUGCAUCUUUGGCAGCUCCUGGCAAAACAUGACCAAUAUGUUGCCCGGCGAUGCCGAUAUUACAUCAAAGGUGCUCCUGGCCUUCUUCCUGGCCUGGCUCAUGGAGUUCCCUUUUAUGUGGAUUCACCCUAGAAAUAUCCAAUACAUUUUCACCGUCAAGGGCUUCACCAUGCCCAUUGCUGCCUUUGCCAUCUUUGGAUGGUGCAUGUACACAGGGGGCGGCCUCUCCUCGAUGAAGAUGGCGAGCGAUGUUGGCGAGUCUCUCGCCGACAAGACCCCCCUCGGCUGGAUGAUUAUGAAUGGCAUCAACGUCAUCAUGGGUAGCCUCUCGCCCAUGUUGGUCAAUCAGCCUGACUUGUCUCGCUAUUGCGCGAAGCCUCGGGAUGCGGGUGCCCUGCAGGGUGUCAGUGUCUUUGUGUCCUCGGUCCUCGUCUUCUUCCUCGGCCUUGCUUCCACGACGUCCAUCCAGAGCAUCUGGGGCGAGGCGUACUGGAAUAUCUGGGACCUCCUUGGCUCGAUUCUUGACCACUACUGGAACCCUGGCGCUCGCGCCGGCGUUUUCUUUGUGGCGCUGGCCUUCUUACUCGGUGUCUUUGCCACCAACUUUGGCGCCAACUCAAUCCCCUUUGGAGCGGAUAUGACCGGUCUGUUCCCCAAGUUCCUCACUAUCCGUCGUGGUCAGGUGCUCUGCGCCGUUCUUGGCGUCGCAGUGGUCCCAUGGAAACUCAUGGCGAACGCCUCUGCGUUCCUGUCGUUUCUUGGCAGCUACAACAUCUUCAUGGCACCACUUUGUGCCGUUAUCAUUGUCGACUAUGCCUUCAUCCGCAAGGGCAACGUUCACGUUCCGUCCUGUUAUGACGGGAGCAAGUACGGGCUGUAUCACUUCUGGUCCGGUGUCAACUGGAUCGGUGUGAUUGCGUGGCUGCUCGGAACCACCAUGGGUAUUCCGGGCCUCAUUGGGCAGUACCAGCCGCAGCUCAUGAGCGAUGCCUCGCGGUACAUGUACAUGAUGGGCUGGAUCCUCACAUUUGUGACAGCCGCAGUCGUGUACAUCGUCGCCUCGCUGCCGAUCAAGUCAAGGUGGAGGAUCUUCCCGAGAGGCCGCGAAGAUGCCCCUUUCACCUGGGAGUGGCUGGCGAACGAAGGCAGGGAAGGUUUCUUUGACGGCGACCGGGAGGCACAGACUGUGAUUUACGCGCCUCCGACUCCUACUGGCACAGAUGGCGAGGAGGCCCAGUUUGGAGAGAAAGGAGGUCGAUUCACACAUCGUCAGCGACAGCUGUUCACUCAUUCCUCGACUAUAAAACUGCCGCCACACCCUUUACAAAUGGAUUCGUACAAAUUGACCGCAACCGAGGUUGUAGCCAGGACGAAGGCGGGGGAAUUGACCGUGGAGGACUAUGCACGCUCACUCCUCGCCCGCAUCAAAGAGCGGGACGAAGCAGUCAAGGCGUGGGCGCACCUGAACCCGGACUAUGUGCUUGAACAAGCCAAGAAGCUGGACCAGGUUGCCCCUGAGGCUCGUGGUCCGCUACAUGGCGUCGCUGUUGCUGUCAAGGACGUGAUAUAUACCAAGGAUAUGCCGACGCAGUUCAACUCUCCUAUAUAUGAGAAUGACGCGCCGCAAGUAGAUGCUGCCUCCAUCAUCAUCCUUCGUCACGCUGGCGCCUUGAUCCUAGGCAAAACCACGACCACUGAAUUUGCAGCCACUACAACCGGCCCCAAGACGUCCAACGCCCAUGAUCCUGGCAGGACACCUGGUGGUUCAUCUUCUGGAUCAGGUGCCGCUGUUGGCGACUUUCAAGCACCCAUUGGAUUAGGCACGCAGACGGGAGGGAGCACUAUCAGGCCAGGUUCAUUCAACGGUAUCUACGCUUUGAAACCAACGUGGAACGCCAUCUCUCGCGAGGGACAAAAGAUAUACUCGCUCUUGUUCGAUACGUUGGGUCUUUAUGCCCGCAGCGUUGCCGAUCUCGAAUUGUUGGCGGACGUUUUUGAAAUCCACGACGACGAACCAGCGAAUCCGUCCUUCCAGAUCCAAGGCGCCUCUUUUGCCAUGUGCAAAACAAUGGCGUGGAGUCAUGUUGGCGACGGAACUGCAAAAGCAAUGGACAAGGCCAAGGCUCUUCUCGAGGCGCACGGCGCCACGGUACAGGCGAUCUCACUCCCUGAGCAUCUGAAGGACUUACCAGCGUGGCAUGCCACUGUGCUCAACUCAGAAGGCCGUACUGCCUUUCUACCCGAUUAUCGCAAGGCCAAAAACAAGCUGGACCCUUUUCUGCAUGCGCAUGUUGAGAAUACGCAUGGCAUAUCCCGGGCCCAGCAGGUUGCGGCUUGGGACAAUAUUGCCGCAGCAAGGCCCCAGGUCGAUAAGCUGCUUGGCCAAUUUGACGCUGUCAUUGUUCCCAGUGUGCCUGAUGAAGCACCCACGGGGCUUGAGAGCACCGGUAGCGCGGCAUUCAAUCUGAUCUGGACGGCUCUGCAUACACCGGUCGUCAACGUUCCUGGUUUCCAAGGCGCCAACAAGAUGCCCAUCGGCCUAUCCCUCGUUGGUCCACGAUACCACGAUCGCAAGCUGCUCGCUAUGAGUAAGAAGGUGGGCGAGAUUUUUGAGGCUGAAGGUGGUUGGAAGAGGAAGAACAUUUGA
Messenger RNA from Emericellopsis atlantica, 3147 nucleotides. RefSeq names its product amidase signature domain-containing protein. Lineage: Eukaryota; Fungi; Ascomycota; Sordariomycetes; Hypocreales; Bionectriaceae. Gene Ontology annotation, cellular component: plasma membrane. The transcript has 9 exons. The coding region runs from base 1 to 3147 and encodes 1048 amino acids. Gene Ontology annotation, molecular function: nucleobase transmembrane transporter activity. Gene Ontology annotation, biological process: nucleobase transport; transmembrane transport. The record is from RefSeq and is a predicted model, not a curated record.